GAGAUGUUUACGACUUUGCUUCUGCUGCUUUUGGUAGGAGUUAUCAACUGCCAGGAACCGAGGCGGGAUGCUGAUUAUCCUCCUCCGGGUUUUUUGGAGAAGCUGAAACCUAUGCAUGAUGCUUGUGUCACAGAAACCGGUGCAUCCGAAGAUGCUAUCAAGCGUUUCAGUGAUCAAGAAAUACACGAAGAUGAUAACUUGAAAUGCUACAUGAACUGUCUUUUCCAUAAGGCAGGUGUUGUAGAUGAUAAGGGAGAGUUCCACUAUGUAAAAAUUCAAGACUUUUUACCGGAGUCCAUGCAUCUUAUCACGCUUAACUGGUUCAAGAGAUGCCUCUAUCCUCAAGGUGAUAAUCUCUGUGAAAAGGCAUUCUGGUUGAACAAGUGCUGGAAAGAGCGAGAUCCAGUGCAUUACUUCUUGCCCUGAAUGAUAAACGGCUGACGAAGUUUUUCAUUAAGAUGUGUUUAUUUAUAUAGGAU
Ochlerotatus camptorhynchus is the source of this 479-nucleotide messenger RNA. Its product is annotated as pheromone-binding protein-related protein 6-like. NCBI's taxonomy places the organism in Eukaryota, Metazoa, Arthropoda, Insecta, Diptera, Culicidae. The transcript has 3 exons. Bases 4 to 426 code for a protein of 140 amino acids. Gene Ontology annotation, biological process: sensory perception of smell. Gene Ontology annotation, molecular function: odorant binding. The record is from RefSeq and is a predicted model, not a curated record.